GCUCCCUCUGGUUUAUUACACAGUAUGUGCAAACAGUAAGAAUUCAACUUAAUCAUAAAAAUAACUUAAUAUGAAUCAAGGACAAAUAAAUACUGGAAACUUUAACAUCAGUGAAAAGAUGAAAUGUAACUUAAGUGUAAACAAUACAUUUGGAUCAUGGUUGUACUUUUUUUUAUCAGUAAAUUUCCUUUUUUUUCAAUGUGAAAUUUAGCAAAGUAUUCAUUUUUGUAUGUUGUUUUGGACUAACAGGGAAAAAAAAUAUUUCCCGGUCGAAGUGCAAAGUUAGAAAAACCUUAUCAAAGAUAAAUCGACAAAUAUCUUGCCACAGUUUACAGGUACAUGACUCUUUUUUAUUAAAACAUACACAAAAUGCAUGCAUAGAGCAUAUGUGUACAGACAAAGACAAUAUUAAUGUUGUCAAACAUAUGAAAGGGGGAUAUUUAGACAAUAUGAGAAAGCAAACACACACAAAUAAGUUAGAUAAGAUAGAUAAAUUAUUGUAUAAACGGUCAGAAGUCGGAGUUCACGAGGAGAACAUGGACGCAGCACAGUUUUCCCCCUUGGUGGGUGUGAGCUUCAGCGAAGUGCGCCCCCUAUCUGCCGGAGCCUGACACUGGUGCUCCCGCAUGGAGGAGAGGAGGAGGCCGGAGAGAGGAGGAUGCUGUCGUCACUGACCUCAGUGAAAUGACAGCAGAAUGAACAUGGAGUCAUUUUAAAUAAACAGCUUUCGCAACCUCCAUCCGGCUCGAUGAUGGCGGCGCGGUGCACGGAGCGAGCCGUGCAGGAGUUCCUGAGGGAGAGAGGAGGGAGGGUCCAACAGAUGGAGCUGAUCGAUCAUUUCCUAUCACGGUCCGUGGCGGCGGUGGGGGAAGAUGACCAGCCGGGGGAAGGGGUGGACCGCGAGGGGCUGCGACGCGUCGUGGACAGCGUGGGCUUCGUGAAGGUGGAGGACGGCGUGAAAUUCGUGUGUUUGCACGCGGAGGCGGCGAUGCGUGAGGACGGACCCGAGCGGGCGGAGUGCAACGGUAACAUCCCGCAGACCGCGGAGCACCGUGGGAACGGCAACCCUGACAACACGCACCACACAGGAGUACCCAGUCCACCUGCUGCAAACCUGGACAAUGACAGACAGUCAAAUGGAAACCAGCAACCUGCAGCCUCCUCCCAGAUAAAGGUCAACACAGGCCCCCCGACCUCCGCUGGGAGAGGGGAGGUGAAGCUGAGGGACAGGAGGAGGCGGGAGUCGGCCCCGAUCAUCGGGAUGCCAGACCUGGACCAGGCCCACCCCGGGUGGUCCCACAGCCAGCAGGUGAGAGGGUCACGGAGGGUGUCCAAAGGCUCCCAGAGGGCCAUGCUGACCAGCUGCCUGUCAGAGGACAGCACCUUGGAGGGGCUGGACCCCGUCGGAGAUAUCAACACGCCCAAGGGAAGUCGCAGAAACUUCAUAGAGCUGAUGAUGAGUAGUUCUCCACAGGUCCGGAGGUCCCUGAUCAACCGCGGCUCUCGCCUCCGGGACUCAAUAAAAGGUGACGGAGAUACAAUAUCAAUCCUCUCCUCAGCCACUGACGAAGACUGUGCCUCGGUGACCCUCGACCCACUGGAGCACGAGUGGAUGCUGUGCGCCUCAGACGGCCUAUGGGAAAGCCUGCAGCCCCUGCUCGCUGUCGAACCCAGCCUCGUGGCCAAGAGAGACUUUGUGACGGGCUUCACCUGCCUCCACUGGGCGGCCAAGCAAGGCAAGGCCGAGCUGAUCUCCCAGCUGCUGGCCCACGCCAAGGAGAAUGCUACACCUGUGAAUGUAAACGUGAGAUCGGGUGCUGGAUACACGCCGCUGCACCUGGCAGCCAUGCACGGACACACACAGGUGGUUCGUGUAUUGCUGUCAGACUGGGAGGCCGACCCUGAUGCUCGAGACUACAGUGGGAGGCGAGCCAUCCAGUACCUCGCCGCGCCGCUGGCCGCCAACCUGCACGAGGAGGGACUGGUCACCUCACCGGGGGCUGAGUCAGACACGAAUGGCGGCAGUAGCAGCGGAAGGGGGCGUGGUUGGAGGUUUGCCAGAGUCCUCCAGGGCAACCUGAACCCGCUGCGGCUGCUGAACCCCCCAGCCGAGGCGGCGGAGGAGGCCGGGAAGACUAAAGGGGGCAUACAGAGGAAGUCGUCUCUGAGCCGACUGAACGCCCGGCUGCACCGAGGGCGCCACAGGGCUCAGAUCAUCCACAGCGCCUCCUUCAGGGACGCGGGGGAGGUGGGGCGAGGGGAGGAGCUGCCCAGCACUCCCCUCCGCACCCGACCACUGUCCAACCUGUUUGGAUGAAACUGCCACAAUUUUUAAACCAGUUUGACACAUUUUGAUUCACAGGAUAAAGUUUACAAUCUGGUAGGUCAGACCGGAUGUCACCAAAAUUUAAAGUACACAUCCUAAUAUAGUGUCAAGCUCUUUUUAAAGUCUUCUUAUUAUACGUUUUUAAAAGAAUAAUCUAAUAUUUUUUCAAAGAAAUAUAUAUAACUUAUUUUUGUUCCUAUUGCAGUUGUUAGAUUUAUGUUGACCACUAAAAACGUUUUUUUCAUCAUGACACAAACUAAGUUAAAGCUCUGUGAAACAUCGAUUUUUGCGUUAGUGGUGUUUUCUAUCAUCUUUUGGCUCUUAUUUAGAGCAGGUAGCAAAUAUUACACACUUUUUUUUUUUGUCUUAUACCUUUCACUGCAACAAUGUUCACACACAUUCACAAGCACCGGGCAGGAUUUGUACUGCAUUUUCAUUAAUGAUUUGACUCACAGUGGCGAGGGGAUUUGAGAAUAGCACUCGGUUUAAUUCCACACGGUUUUAUCCACAAUCCUGUUUUUUGUCUGCAGAGUAAAGUAAUAUAUUUCUAGAGCUCAUUUUCUAUAUUUCAAGCUCCUCUUAUUGGAUGGUGCUGGAUUUUUUUAACAGUAUAUUCCUGUAAUGUGAAUGUUUUUUCUUUUAUUCAAAGUAGCAGAUUUUAAUAUUCCAACAGUUGUAACCACAGAAUUAUUGUGUGUCCAGUCAUCAUGUUUGCACUUGUCACUUUGAAGAUAGCAGGCAAUAACUGGACAAAAUCCCUUCAACUGAAACCAUGGCAACUGUUUUUGGUCUUAUUUACAGUUAUAGUUGAUAUCUUAUAUACACAAUAGAAUUGGGUGAUCAAAUUCUGCUGUAAUCUGCUGUAUCUAUAAGUACACAUGAGACUGAAAUAUUUCUAUACCUUUAACUUCUGUUAAUCAAAACUUGGGGACUAUUUUCAGGCUGUCAUGGCUUUAGUUGGAUCCAGUUAUUUGUAUAAAGGUGCUGAUCAGUUACACACUACAGUUGUUUCAAUGGGUGGAAGCACAGGGGAUGCUAACAAUGUUUAUAUACCUUUUUCUACUGACCAUAAUGUACCUCAAUUACUCAGUCGGGUUUAAACUUAUUGUUAUGUUAUGUGACCCUGAUGGUCAUUUGCAGUAUUUUACAGUGUUUUCAGACAUUUACUCUGCGUAUUUGACUAUUUUCAGUCUAAAAAUAUUCACAACUACAAGGGCAUACUGAAGAGUGCUGACGUCCGCCAGGGCCCAACAGUCCCCUUGAAAAAUAAUAAUUUGAAAAUAUCUCGCAAUGUAAAAUAGGUUGGAAAAAAAUUCCUGUAUCAAUCUCCUGAUGCUGAUCCACACCAACAUUGAAUGGGGUAUUCAUUGGACCAUGACCCACCCCUCAACAAAACUUCAUGGAAAUCGGUUGAGGACUUUUUCCGUAAUCCUGGUCACAAACAAACAAACACAUGCUGACAAAAACAUCACCUCCUCGAUGGAGGAAAUAAUGGCCCAGUUUCACUAUUUCAUGCAGAAUUUUAACUUGACCAUUCCCCAGGAUAUAGACACAAUAUAAAUGAUAAUCUGUUCAGGUUAAAGGUCGACACGACCAGAGACUUAAACACCCAGCGUGACACUGAUCAGUUAAACACUAAAUAUGCAAACACACAACCUGCAUUGUAUGAUAUUGAAUAUAAAGUCUAUAUUGUCCCUAUGUGUGUUAGUCUGACAUUGCAUUUUCUCAUUAACCACGUCUGUGUCCUCUGUGAAUAUUAAGGAGUCUAGACUUGAAUAUGCUAUAUGUGUUUAACCGAGGAGCACAUUGACUUUUUUAACAGUUUUUUCCCUGAAUAUGUGAACUUUUUCUUUCUCAGUGACACAUCUUAGAUUUCACAAAUGUUCCCUUUGUAGUCGAUUUUGUAGCUUUGUACUCGGAUCACAGUAAAUUUUAUGUCUGACUCUUUUGAUGUUGAAACAUGUAUUACACAGAUGUACUUUGAUAUUGCAUUUUCAGGCGCAUGAAUAUGGGAAAUGUAAAUUCUGUGCAUUGUUUAUGUCUGUCUCUAAUUAAUUGUGUCAUCUUGGUGGAAUACUG
This is a messenger RNA of Hippoglossus stenolepis (Pacific halibut), 4405 nucleotides long. RefSeq names its product sosondowah ankyrin repeat domain family Ca (gene sowahca). Bases 749 to 2317 code for a protein of 522 amino acids. The record is from RefSeq and is a predicted model, not a curated record. The transcript has 4 exons. Gene Ontology annotation, molecular function: protein binding. NCBI's taxonomy places the organism in Eukaryota, Metazoa, Chordata, Actinopteri, Pleuronectiformes, Pleuronectidae.